Messenger RNA from Aquila chrysaetos chrysaetos, 1463 nucleotides. RefSeq names its product Ts translation elongation factor, mitochondrial (gene TSFM). The transcript has 6 exons. The record is from RefSeq and is a predicted model, not a curated record. Gene Ontology annotation, molecular function: protein binding; translation elongation factor activity. Gene Ontology annotation, cellular component: mitochondrial matrix. Lineage: Eukaryota; Metazoa; Chordata; Aves; Accipitriformes; Accipitridae. Gene Ontology annotation, biological process: mitochondrial translational elongation. Bases 21 to 959 code for a protein of 312 amino acids.
CGCCGCGGGCAGGAGCCGGGAUGCAGCGGGCGGCGCUGAGCGCGGUGUGCGGGGCGGCGCGGCAGGCCCCCCCGGUCCGGUUUUUCCGCGCCCCCCCCCCGGUGCUGGCGGCGGAUAAGGAAGCGCUUUUGCAGUUGCGGCGGCGAACGGGGCUGCCCUUCCUGCAGUGCCGGGAGGCCCUGAGGCGCUGCGGGGGGGACCUGGGGCAGGCGGAGGCCUGGCUGGAGGAGCAGGCGCAGCGGCAGGGCUGGAGCAAAGCCACCGAAGUGGGGGGCCGCCGGACACCCGAGGGGCUGGUGGGGUUGCUGCGAGAAGGGACAGCGGCCGUCAUGGUGGAGGUGAACUGUGAGACGGAUUUUGUAGCCAGAAACGCCGAAUUCCAGCGGUUGGUGGAACAAGUGGCGCUGGGCACCAUGGCCCACUGCCGCGCCGCUGCCACACCGCCCGCCUCCUGCAGCAAGCACUUGCUGCAGCCGGACGAACUAGCCCAGCUCCGGACAGAGCCUGGGGGGGCUCUGCUCAGCGACCACCUCGCGCUGGCUAUAGGGAAAUUAGGUGAAAACCUGACCCUGCGCCGCGCCGCUUGGCUGAGGGUGCCGGAGGAGGACGGUUACAUCGCCGCUUACGCCCACGGGUGGCUGCCGGCGCGGGCGCCGGUGGCCAUGGGGACGUACGGGGCGUUGGUGGCCUGUCGGGUGACGGAACCGCGUCCCUCGGUGACGGUCCUGGAGGAGGUGGGACGGAAAGUGGCCCAGCACGUGGUGGGGAUGGCACCCACCGCCGUGGGGACCCCCCAGGACCAACCCCAGGGGGAGGCGGAGACGCGGCUGUUGGCGCAGAGUUUCCUGCUGGAGCCCGCUCUCACCGUGGGGCAGUUCCUGGGGGCGCGGGGGGCACUGGCCGUGCGGGACUUCCUGCGCUUCCGCUGCGGCGAGGAGACCCCCGCCCGGGAGGGGUAGAGUUUCGGGGGGGGGGGGGGUCACAGCCCCAUAGCGAGCUCGGCCCCACAGCGAGUUCAGCCCCGCAUCCCUGGGGCAGGAUGCAGCCCCACAGCAAACUCAGCCCUGUCUCCCGGGGGCAGGAGCGGCCCCACAGCGAGCUCGGCCCCACAGCGAGCUCAGCUCCACACCUCUGAGGCAGGAUCCAGCCCCAUAGCAAGCUCAGCCCCACACCUCAGGGCACGAUCAGCCCCACAGCGAGCUCAGCCCCACACCCCUGGAGCAGGAUCCAGCCCCUCAGUGAGCUCAGCCCCACGUCCCUGGGGCAGAAUUGGCCCCAUAGCAAACUCAGCCCCACGUCCCUGGGGCAGGAUUGGGCCCUCACUGGAAGCCCCAGGGGUGGAGGAGGGGUUUGGGGGGGGGGGGGGGUGUACCCUGCCCCCCUGAGCCCACUAGGGGGGGAGCAUAAGCCCCCCUGGCAUUCUGGGGGAGGGGACAAGGCAGAAUAAAGCUGUGGAGAAACCA